Molecule: messenger RNA, 1620 nt
Organism: Monascus purpureus
Lineage: Eukaryota; Fungi; Ascomycota; Eurotiomycetes; Eurotiales; Aspergillaceae
Source: the annotation of a GenBank genome assembly
AUGGCAGCCGCAGUGUCUGGAUCCCGUGCAUCUGGGCGACAUGCCUCGCCGUCAGACGGGAUCCCUUCCAUCACAGAACAGGUGAACAAUCAGACUGGCUCGCGGAAAUCCUCUCUGGGCUUUCUUCGUCGUAGCAAGUCAACAGAGCCUUUAGCUGAACGCAGGUCGUCUAGCGGGAAAGCUAGCAAGAAGAUGAAGGAGCAGCAGGCAAGGGAAGAGGAGGCUCAACGUCCACGAGUGCCCCGGCAACCCCCUCGUCUCCCUUCUCUGUCUCCCGCCCCGCAGCUUGCAACCUUUGGAGGUGACGACUUGUCCGACAACGCUGGAGCGGCCAAAAUGUCGUCUUCCGCACCCAAAGCUUCCCCGCCAUCCAUUCCCGUCAGCUCGCCAAUGUCAGUAGCAAGCCCUGAUCCCUACGCACGAACGGAGAGUAUGACCCAUCGCGGCCGUUACAGCUAUGCAAGCAGCGCCGUGAGCAGCAUCAAUAGCCCACGGAGACUGCGUCGACGCAAGGAUCCGACUCCGUAUAAUGUCCUCGUUAUCGGAGCUCGUAACUCUGGAAAGACAUCGUUCGUCAACUUCCUUCGUAAAUCCUUGGCUUUGCCAUCCCACAAGCAUCCAAUCCGCCAUGUCGAUGAGCUGGAAAGUUUCGGUCACCAUUCCUACGAUGAUGGAUACAUUUCCCACUACCUGGAAACGGAGGUCGAUGGGGAGCGGAUAGGGGUUACCUUGUGGGAUUCUCACGGCCUGGAGCGGAACGUCGUGGAUAUCCAGAUGCGAGUUGUGGCCGGUUUCCUGGAGAGCAAAUUCGAAGACACACUGACCGAAGAGAUGAGGGUCGUGCGUUCUCCUGGAGUCCGAGACACCCACAUCCACUGUACUUUCUUGCUUCUGGAUCCCGCAAAUCUGGAUAUGAACAUAGCCGCCGCUGAAAGGGCUUUGAAAGGGACUGUAGAGGCAUCAGACCCCGAGCUUGUUGGCAUUCUCGAUGAGAGACUGGACAUCCAGACCUUGCGGGCCGUUUUGGGAAAAACAACUGUUGUACCCGUCAUCAGCAAGGCAGAUACUAUCACCACCGCUCAUAUGGCCUAUUUGAAAAAGGCGGUUUGGGACAGCCUAAAGAAGGCCAACAUUGAUCCCCUCGAAAUCCUCACAUUGGAAGAUCAGGAGGAAUUCACGUCAUCGGAAAGUGAUUCCGGAGAAGAAGAGGGCAAACCUGAUGAUCUGGAAAGCCCUCUAACUUCGGCAUCACUGACAGAGGAAGGGAAACCGGCGGCAGUUUCGCAGCCCGAGCCUUCCUUGCCUCCUGCUACGAGCCCGAUCAUCCCGUUUUCAAUAUUAUCUCCUGACCGCUACUCUCUGGAGUCGGAAGAGGAGCCAGUUGGGCGUAGGUUCCCAUGGGGCUUUGCUGACCCGUAUAACCCCACGCACUGCGAUUUCGUCAAGCUGAAGGAUGCUGUCUUCAGUGAGUGGCGUUCCGAGCUCCGCGCGGCCAGCCGUGAGGUAUGGUAUGAACGAUGGAGAACCAACCGCCUCAAUCGGAAUGGUGCACUCCCUCCUCAGAGUCAAGUUCGCGGCGGAAAACUAGGUCCUGCGGGCAACGGAUAUCGAAUGCGGUAG